AUGAUUUCUCCACUAGUGCCGCCACCUCCUCGUAGCAGCUGCUCUACGGCAUGUGGCGACGUGAAGAUCUCGUAUCCUUUCGGGUUCGAGGCCGGCUGCUCGUGGCCUGGCUUCGAGCUCAUCUGCCGUGACACCAUCAAGGGCAAGAAGCCCUUCCUGCCACCGGUCACGGAGAGCGUUGGAUACUUGGAGCUGGAGAGCAUCUCUCUGCUCGAUGCGACACGGUCUACCUCCCCGGCCGAGGCAUACAGGCUCUCCGACACCGAGAAUAAGUUCAUAAUCGUUGGGUGCUACACGGUGGCGUACAUCACAGUUGGAGACAGGGAGGACAUGCGGUACGCCAGCGCGUGCUCGGCGUUUUGCGGGCCGAAAGGCAAUAACUUGACGAGCCUAAUGGAUGGCGCCUGCUCCGGCACAGGCUGCUGCGAGGCCACCAUCACCGAGGGACACACCUCCUACAAUACGAUGUUUGAUCCGGACUACAACACGACGCAGAUCUACAAUGUUAGCAGCUGCAGCUAUGCGGUGCUGAUGGAGUCAUCAAGAUUUAGCUUUCGGAGGAGCUACGUGAUGAAUUCAUCGCAGUUCAUCGAUACCAACGGCGGGCGGGUGCCAAUGGUCGUUGACUGGGCUGUGCAGAACGCGAGCAAUUGCGUGGAAGCGCAGAAAGAUCAUGACUCCUACGCGUGCAUCAGCAGCAACAGCGUGUGCGUCAACUCGUCCAGCGGACCCGGCUACAUCUGCAACUGUACUCAUGGAUACCAAGGAAACCCUUACCUAUUACACGGCUGCCAAGGGCUUGUUACCUGUGUAUUUGUUGGUCUAUUUGGUUUCCUUGGAUGGGAGGUGAUCCGGCACAGACAGAACACAAAAAAACAAGCUCUAUUAAGACAGACAGAUGAAUUUUUUCAACAACAUGGAGGUCAGCUACUGCUAGAAAUGAUGAAGGUAGAGGGCAAUGUUGGGUUUACCCUCUAUGAGAGAGGGCAGAUCGAAACUGCAACAAAUAACUUCAACAAGGCACACAUUGUCGGGGAGGGAGGACAGGGAACAGUUUACAGGGCAGAGAUAGAUGGCACUAUUGUUGCGAUAAAAAGGUGCAAGGAGAUUGAUGAGAGCAGGAAGAUGGACUUUGUACAGGAGCUGGUCAUACUUUGUCGUGUCAACCACCCUAACAUUGUCAAGCUACUUGGUUGUUGCCUACAAUUUGAGGCACCCAUGCUUGUCUAUGAGUUUGUGCAAAAUAGAACACUUCAUGAGCUAUUGGACUUCCAAAGGAACAGGAGUUGCCAUGUCACUUUGGGAACCCGCCUGAGGAUUGCCGCCGAGUCUGCCGAUGCGCUUGCGCAUCUCCAUUCGUUACCACACCCGAUACUCCAUGGUGAUGUGAAACCAGCGAACAUACUACUCACCGAAGAAUUGGUUGCAAAGGUGUCUGACUUUGGCUGCUCAACAAUUGAUGAGAAAACUCAGGUUGCGCCCAAGGGCACACCUGGAUAUCUUGACCCAGACUACCUGCUUGAGUAUCAGCUCACAGCUAAGAAUGAUCUGUAUAGCUUUGGAGUAAUUCUGGUUGAACUUCUAACUGGUAAGAGGCCACUAUCAAAAGAAAGGAAGACCUUGACCUCAAUGUUUAAGGAGGCUAUGACGGAUGGCACACUCAUUAAACUCCUUGAUAGUGACAUUGUUAAUGAAGACAACCUGAGAGUGAUCCAUCAGGCUGCAGUGCUAGCGAGUCAGUGCUUGAUUAUUCCAGGUACGGCAAGGCCAGAGAUGAGGUAUGUGGCAGAGCAGCUUCAGCAACUUGCAUUUGCAGAUGAAGUGCAGCAAGAUCCACAGCCACCGCUUGUGCUUGCGGGUCUUAGGUUUACGGCAGAGAUGGCAAAUACACGUACAACAUCCUCAUGGCAAACUGAUAGCAAGACUACCGGGGUUUACAGCCUCGAGAAGAAUGUUAGACUUUGCUCUAGGAUCACCUAG
Molecule: messenger RNA, 1980 nt
Organism: Oryza sativa Japonica Group (Japanese rice)
Lineage: Eukaryota; Viridiplantae; Streptophyta; Magnoliopsida; Poales; Poaceae
Source: RefSeq, a predicted model, not a curated record